AUGUCGUCCGACAGUCUUGCCAUGUUCCGUAAGAGCCUCGGCGAUGAGCUUGGAUCCCUCGCUGAGCAGCAUUACCAACACGAUCUUCAAUCAUCGGAUCGCGCAGCUCUCCAAACAGCAGCCUCCCGCGUUACAACUCACACAACCAUUGGCUCCAUCGUAGGCUUCUCCCUUGGCCUUUUCCUCUCCUUCCGCCUCCGUGCCAACAGAACCGCCAUGUUCAAUGCUUUCCGCACCGCUGAGAAGCCCGUUGCCGUACAAUUCGCUGGUGGCCGUACCGAGACCCUUCCUGACCUCACACCUAUGCUCAAGCCCUCUACUUUCGGAGACAUUGCCACAUACACACUCUUCGGACUUGGUGGACUGUUUGUCGGUGGUGAGACUGGACUGCUUACUGGCAGUCUGAGUGCACAAAGUGCCAUCAAGAAGGAUCCUGAGGCUAAGAGAAGGAUCGAGUCUGCAUUCAGAAAGUUCAGAGCUGAGACGCUGAGAUUCGAGGCCGAUCAGCUUGAGAAGGGUGAGAGAUCAUUGGGAUUGUAG
Messenger RNA from Aureobasidium melanogenum CBS 110374, 540 nucleotides. RefSeq lists its product as uncharacterized. The record is from RefSeq and is a predicted model, not a curated record. Bases 1 to 540 code for a protein of 179 amino acids. The transcript is spliced from 2 exons. Lineage: Eukaryota; Fungi; Ascomycota; Dothideomycetes; Dothideales; Saccotheciaceae.